GUUUCCUACGAAAAUUUUUUUCAAGUUGAAUAUUUUAACCUUGGUAAAUAAAUUAGGAAGAUGUUUCCAAUAUUAAACAGUCAAACCCGGCUAAUCACCAGAAAAAUACGCCAGCAAUUAUGCCAGUGGAGAAGACUAUUCACCUUGGACAGUAGAAGCAGGAUAAUCAUGAACCUAGCCCUGAUUUUAUUUCUAAACGUGGUAUUCCCAUGUAUUGAAUGGUUCUACGGAGAUUGGAACAACAGCUGGGCCCUAAAAGCAGACUGUUUACGCGGGCUGUUCCAUUGCAGUAGUACGCUGGCGAAUGUCGCGAUUAUGAGGAUGAGGCAAUGGCCAGCAAACAGUAGAUACUCCUACGGGUUCGCCCGUGCUGAAGUGCUAGCCUGUUUCGCGAUUGGACUAACUCAAAUAUACCUUGCAUUGAUGCAGAUCUUUCUUCCUGCGAUACCGCGGCUGAUGUAUCGCGGUGAAGUGGGACCCGAACGGAUGAUCGAGAUCUCGGUGGUGGGUCUGCUCCUCAACUUGAUUACCAACUACGUCUUCCACUUCUUUUACAGACAUGAAGAAGAAUAUGAAGUCAAAACUGGAAUUGUCGGAGGCGACAAUCCGCCGAUCACCAAGGAAACUAUUUAUAGCAUUCUCGUAGAUGUUUUCGGGUCCCUGGCUCUUGUGGUAUCAGCAGUACAGACGGAGAUAUUCAGAUCAAUGACUGCUGAUUCAAUUUGCUCAAUGGUAAUUGCGUUGUGCAUGAUAUUGAGUGUGGUGCCAAUGUUGAAAGAGACUGGGGAGAUACUGAUACAGAGACAGCCUGUGGAGUUGGACGAUAUUCUUCCUGUGUGUUAUAGGAAAGUAUACGAGUUAUCUGGAGUCAAUAAUGUGCUAAACGCUCAAUUCUGGACACUAAGUAUCAACGGAUUAUUUGUUGGGUCACUGGUAUUGGAGGUCGUUAAUGUAAAUACCUUUGAUCCUAAUGAAUUAGUUGAACAAGUGAAAAUGAUAUUCGAUCAAGUUGAUGUGAGACAUCUCACUGUUGAGCUGCAGUACGUGACCAUGUCUGAAUUCCAAAAUUGA
Cotesia glomerata is the source of this 1071-nucleotide messenger RNA. RefSeq names its product zinc transporter 7-like. The transcript is spliced from 2 exons. NCBI's taxonomy places the organism in Eukaryota, Metazoa, Arthropoda, Insecta, Hymenoptera, Braconidae. The record is from RefSeq and is a predicted model, not a curated record. The coding region runs from base 61 to 1071 and encodes 336 amino acids. Gene Ontology annotation, cellular component: Golgi apparatus; membrane. Gene Ontology annotation, biological process: transmembrane transport; intracellular zinc ion homeostasis; zinc ion transport. Gene Ontology annotation, molecular function: zinc ion transmembrane transporter activity.